GUGUCAUGUUUGGGAAGAUAAUUAAGACAGAUGUAAUUGCAUUAUAACAAACGUUAUGGUUUAAAGUCGUUCUUUUUAUAUAAGAUUGAAUUUUUAUUACAAUACCAUGUUAAAUUAAUGAAAUUGACAUGCUCGUUUUUGGACGAACUAUCAAAGAAUUAUAGAGUCUGAAACAAGUGUUUGAGAAAAUAAGGAUCACUGUCGUGUUGUUUUAGCUAUCUGCCUGAAAAAUAUGUGCCGAGUUUCACUCUUCGUAACAUUCUCAGUUUGGCUUCUUAUUACAUACACAGACGCAAACGUUGUGAUUCAGAAACCGGACAGUUCAAGUAAUGAACAUGCUUGCUCAUGUGGUAGAAGUCUAACGUUAACUUGUAUGUUUGAAGAGCACAAAUUUGCUGUGGCAUGGAUGAAUGCAAACGAUAUUACACCAAUUGCACAAUGUGUACAAAGAUCAUGCGAUUUAAACCCCGUUUAUUUAGGACAGUAUACGUUUUCCUUUGAUGUGGACCGAAACGUUUUCAAUUUGACAAUAAUAAAAGUGACAAAGAAAGACAAUGGAAGAAAAUUGGUGUGUUCUGACGGAUCAAAUAUCGAUUCUAUAAUUUUAAGAGUCAUAGAUCAUGAGCCUCAGCUUUUUGAAGAUAUAUGGCACGGGACUAUAAUGGCGACAUCUGGAUGUGUCUCUCAAAACAGUAAUGUUACCUUUAAAUGGAUUGUAGUAGAUAUCGAUAGUAAAUUGGAAAAGGAAAUACAACCGCAAAUCCUCGACGCAAACAUGACAAAUUGUUUGAAUAAUUCUGAUUGCACUCGUUCUGACAAAGUUCAGUACACAGAGGUAAUUUACGCUAGAGCCAGUAAUAAUGGAAAUUGCUAUGUGAAAAUCGCAGCCUUGUACGGGAAUGAACGUAAAGAGACAUCAAAUACUGCGGUGAAAUACGUAUUUGAAGAACAGGAUGAUAAAAAUUCAAAUGGUCCUAACAGUGCAAUCAUCUCAGGAGCGGUUAUUGGCGUUAUUACAGUGAUUGUGUGUGCUACACUCUUUUGUUUAUACAAAAGACAUAAAACAAAGAAAAAAGAAAAAACGGAAAGAGAAACAAAUGAUGUAAAGAAAGACCAGUCUGCUGUACCGCUAAAAGUCGUUGAUCCUUAUUCGGAUGAAGGUGUGCAUGAAAAUGAUGAGAAGACCUCAUAGCUGAAAAAACUUACUUAAAUUAUGCACGUAUAUAUUUGUUAUAUUAAAUAGUGUUCACUUU
Ruditapes philippinarum (Manila clam) is the source of this 1253-nucleotide messenger RNA. RefSeq lists its product as uncharacterized. Bases 233 to 1192 code for a protein of 319 amino acids. The transcript has 8 exons. The record is from RefSeq and is a predicted model, not a curated record. Lineage: Eukaryota; Metazoa; Mollusca; Bivalvia; Venerida; Veneridae.